Messenger RNA from Lonchura striata (white-rumped munia), 5858 nucleotides. The record is from RefSeq and is a predicted model, not a curated record. NCBI's taxonomy places the organism in Eukaryota, Metazoa, Chordata, Aves, Passeriformes, Estrildidae.
CCGGCCCUCUCGGACCCUGGGCCACCGCGGUGGCGACGCUUCAUUUGAAUUCUCGCCUCUCUCUCUUCGCAGAUAACGAGCCCGCGCCAUGCAGUCCUUUCGAGAAAGGUGUGGUUUCCAUGGCAACCAGCAGAGCUACCAGCCGACUUCACAAGAUACAUCACGCCUGGAGAAUUACAGGCAUCAAAGUCAGGCAGGGCCGAACUGCGAGCGGCAGAGGCUGGUGGCGAAGGAGUACUACAGUCAGCAGCAGCUGCCGUACGCGGGCUAUGAGAACAGCGCCGUGGAGAAAUACCACCGGGGAAACAAGCAAUUAGCGGGGCAGCAGCUGCAGGGCAGGCCGGCCUUUUCCAAUUACACUGUGCAGGAGAACAGCCCUUAUCCGGCCCGCUAUUCCGGGGACGAGAGCCUGCAGGCGUGGGGUGGCCAGCCACAGGCACUGCCCGGCGGCGUGGCCAAGUAUGAGGACAACCUGAUGAAGAAGACAGUGGCGUUGGCGGGUGGGCGGCCGUACCAUGAGCCGGCGGCCACCUCGCUGCCCUUCCGGACUCACUUCCAGCAGCAGCCGCAGCAGCAGCAGCAGCAGCAACAGCAGCAGCAGCAGCAGCCGCCCGCGCUCCCCUACCCCAAGCUGCAGCGGCAGAAACUGCCCAACGAUGUCUCCUCACCCAUGCCCUUCUCACAGAGCCCUCACUUCGGGCAGCACUCCCAGUCCUUCCCUGCCUCCUCCACCUACUCCUCGGUGCCGGGGGGCAGCCAGCCGGCACACUCCUACAAGAGCUGCACGGCGCCCUCGGGGCAGCCGCCGCUGGAGCGGCCCCUGGGUAGCGCUGCCAGCCUGGCCCCUGGCCCCCGUGUGCCCAACCUGCACGGCUACCAACCCAACCGCAUUGGCUACGAGCAGCCCCCACAGCCGCCGCCGCAGCCCCCGCAGCCGCCACCACCACAGCCCCCACAGCCACCGCAGCCCCCGCAGCCCCCACAGCCCAUGCAGGGGCGGCAUCACGCCUCAGAGACCCUCCACUACCAAAACCUGGCCAAGUACCAACAUUACAACCAGCCAGGCCAGACCUACUGCCAGGGCGAUGCGCCGCCCGUCCGGACGCCGGAGCAGUACUACCAGACCUUCAGCCCCAGCGCCAGCCACUCGCCGGCUCGCUCCGUCGGCAGGUCCCCGUCCUACAGCUCCACUCCCUCCCCUCUGAUGCCCAACCUGGAGAACUUCCAAUACAGCCAGCAGCCCCUGAGUGCUGGUGCCUUCCCGGCCGGCAUUGCUGACCACAGCCAUUUCAUGCCGCUGCUGAACCCUUCUCCCACUGACGGGACGAGCCCCGACACUCAAUCUGGGAACUGCAAAAACUUGCAGAAGGAGAAGCUGCCCGAAAACCUGCUGUCAGAUCUGAGCCUGCAGAGCCUGACAGCACUCACCUCCCAGGUGGAGAACAUCUCCAACACUGUCCAGCAGCUGCUGCUCUCCAAAGCGGCUGUGCCCCAGAAAAAGGGCAUCAAGACCCCAGCAAGGACCCCUGAGCAGCUCAAGGGGCAGCACUGCAGUCCUGAGAGCAGCACCUACUCGGCAGAGCAGGUGGGGACCCCCCUGUCCGACCCGCUGAGCACCCCCCAGUCUGUCCAUGCUGAAACACAGGACGCUGACUAUCUCAGUGGGUCAGAGGACCAGCUGGAGAGGAGUUUCCUGUACUGCAACCAGAACCGCAGCCCUGCACGAGUCAACAGCAACUCCAAGGCAAAGCCUGAGUCAGUGUCCACCUGCUCUGUGACCUCCCCAGACGACAUGUCCACCAAAUCAGAUGACUCUUUCCAGAGCAUCCACGCCACCCUGCCCCUGGAGACCUUCACCAAGUAUGUGAGCAAUGAACGGGACUGCCCUCGACUGCUCCUCAGCGCCCUGUCCCAGGAGGAGCUGGCUUCUGAGAUCAUCGUCCUGCAGGAUGCCAUCAGUGAGAAGGCAGACAAAGCCUGGGCCAACUUGCCCAUGCUGGGCAAGGAGACCACCAAGUCCCCCUUCCAGAUGGAGAACCACCGGCCCAGCCUGGACUCCAUGGUGAAAGGUGCCUGGCCCAGCCAGGGUGACUCCAGCACGCUCACCGAGCCCCUCAAGCUGGACAAAGCUUCAGGGGCCAGCACAGGGAAGGACUUUAGUGAGGAGGUGUACGAGGGUCCUCAGGUGGAGUUUCCAACCACCGAAAGCAAGGAUGUGCUGAAGGACGCUGCCCCACUGGCCUUCAACUCCAAGCCCAGCAUCCCAGCAGCGACUUCAAGCGCGGGAGCCACCAGCUACAGCUGCUACUCAAAUACCACCGCCAACUCGGUGGCGUCUGAGAAUGCCAUGGAGCAUUUUGAGUGGCCGGAGGAGAGCCUGGGUGAGGCCUGCCUGCGGUGGAAGGAUCUCCAGGCCACCGACCUCCCCAAGGGCUUGUUUCCCAGCAAAUUGGUGAGCUCCUGCAAGGAGAAAAAAAACGCCUGCGGCUUGGACCUGUGCGAUGGAGAGCAGCCAGCCAAGAGUGAGCCGGUCCAGGACUUUGGCCAGCAGGUGAUGGAGGAGGAGGAGGAGACACUGACCUAUGAUGAAGCAACAAAGGCAGACAGCGAAAGGUGGCUGCAGGACACCCGGCACUGCUGCUCAGCUGGGGACUUUAGUGAGAUCCCCAUCAUCUCCUCGCCGGAUCUGAAGGAGUCAGACCUGGAGGCAGAGGAGUACUCCUCACUCUGUGAGCUGGCUGGCUCGGAGCAGAAGUCAGUGACAUACGAUGCCUCACCACCAAAGCCCCCAGAGAUGCCAGCUGUGCUGUCCUCCAGCGAGGUGCCUGUAUCUGCCGAGGAGACCGUCAGCACAGUGGAGAAGGAGAGCUCAGCUUCCACCCCACGCCUCUCUGGCCAGUCUGUUAUCCUGCUGGGCCCUGCUGUGGGCACGGAGACCAAGGUGAAAAGCUGGUUCAAAUCCUCCCUGCCCCAUAUCCAGCCUGAGGAGGAGAAUGGCGGAGGGGAGACAUCCCACCUGGAGGCGGCCGAUGCUGAAUCCACCUCAUCGGUCAUGGUGAAGCAGCAACUCACGCCUGAAAAUGUGCUGAGGAAGAUGGAGCCUGUGUCACGGGGCAAGAGCCUCCGCAACAAGAGGGUCCACUGCCGGCUGCCAGAGGGGGAUGGCCCCGGCAGCACCGUGCUGAGUCCGUUCGAUGAGCUGUCAGCAGCCAGCCUGGGGCCAGACGGACAGACAGAGGCACCAAGCAAGAGCACCCAGAGCCAAACACCCCGGUUUCCAGCCGAGGGGCUGCCAGCACGCAUGUGCACCCGCUCCUUCACCGCCCUGGCCGAGCCCCGUGCCCCUGCCCCGCUGGAGGGACUGAAGGCCCCCACGCACCAGGAGAAGCUGGGGAAGAAACCCGGCUGUGGCGUGAAGCAGCGAGUGGCUUUCAAAACCAGGAAGCGCAACAGCCGGCCGGCCCCCAGGGUGGUCCAAAACGCCAGCGAUGCCACCCUCCUGGUGCCCGGCUUGGUGGUGGCGGAGGAGGUGGCAGGGCCGACACCGCUGGAGGGGGACGCGGUGGAAGCCGGGGAGAGGGACCAGCGGUCGAUGAUCCUGCGCUCCCGCACAAAGACACAGGAGGUUUUCUACACCAAGCGGCAGAGGGGCAAGCGGGCAGCUGAUGUCCGGCUGAAGAACUGCAAGGCGCCCAAGAAGCUCAUAUCCAACAACCACCUCCCACCUGCUUUCAAGCUGCCAGCACCAGGCAGCCCCCACAAGGAGGGCAAGGUGGGUGCCCGGAUGAAGCUGCCCAAAGCAGGGCCGGGCGUGGGGGGCAAGAUGUCAGAGCGGCCGCUGCACUCACUGAAAAGAAAGUCCACCUUCAUCUCCCCCAUCCCCACCAAGAAGAGGAACCUGGUCCUGCGGAGCAACAGCGGUGGCGUGAAGGAGGAGAAGCCAGAGGGUCCCCCCAGCCUCUUCAAGAAGAUGCCGGUGGCCAAGAAGGUGAAAGCCAAGCUGCCCACCAAGAGCUCUGGCGAAGCCAUCCUGAAGCCCCCGCUGCCAAAGGAGGCCCCUGAUGUCUGCAUCAAGAUCACCUCCCGGGCGGCCUUCCAGGAGGCCACCAAGACCAAAGUGCUGCCUCCCCGCAAGGGCCGCGGCCUCAAGCUGGAAGCCAUCGUCCAGAAGAUCACCUCCCCCAACCUGAAGAAGUUCACCUGCAAACCAGCAGCCACAGCAGUGGCAGCCACAGUAGCUGCCUAUGGCUCCUCCCUGAGCCCGGCUGGGGCGGAGCGGGUGGUGAAGCACAGUGGGCUGGCUGUGGCAGUGGGCGAAGCGAGGCUGCCCAGGCUGGGGGCAGCACAGAAGGUGCCCACAAUGCCGGUGGCUGAGCCGCUCUGCCGGAACCCCAAUGGCCGAGCGCCAAAGGGGAAGCCGGGUGGUGGGAAGAAGCUGCCCCAUGACGGCUGCCAAGGGGAGGCUUGUGGGUCAACGCCAGGAACCCAGUCCAGCCCCAACAUGGUAGCCAAAAACAUGGGGCUCCUGCCCAAGAAGAGGAACCGCAAGGGCAAAGCAGCAGCGCUGGGCAUGGCCAAGGCACCCCUGAGCCCCGCACUGGCACCACCGCUGCCCCGGGAGCGCGUUGCCGGCCCGGGUGGCGCGGAGGAGGCGCCUCGGGAGAAGAAACCAAAGACUGAGGAGAAGGAGGCGGGGAGCAGCGACGGCCCUGCCGAGGGGCGCUCCGCCGCCGGGCCGGCGCGGGGCCCGAAGCCGCGGGCCAACCACUCCAACUACAACGGCUACUCCAAGCGGCAGCGGAAGCGCCUGGGCCACGGCAAGGCCAAGGCGGUGCCGGCGCGCUGCAAGAGCCGCGGGAAGCGGCGGCGGCAGCCCCAGCAGGCCCCGCUGCUGCACCCCGCCGAGCCCGAGAUCCGCCUCAAGUACAUCUCCUGCAAGCGGCUGCGGGCGGACAGCCGCGCCCCGCCCUUCGCUCCCUACGUCCGCGUGGAGCGGCGCGGAGACUUCACCACCGCCUGCACCGUGGUCAACUCGCCCGGCGACGAGGCGCGGCUGCAGCGGGGACCGGCCGGGCCGGCGCCGCGGCCGCGGGCGGCGCUGCCCGCCUCCUCCACCAUGCACAUGGGGCCGGUGGUGUCGAAGGCGCUGAGCGCCGCGUGCCUCGUCUGCUGCCUCUGCCGCAACCCCGCCAACUACAAGGACCUGGGGGACCUGUGCGGGCCCUACUACCCCGAGGACUGCCUGCCCAAGAAGAAAUCCCGGCUGAAGGAGAAGGCGCGGGCGGAGGGGCCGGGCGAGGACUCGGCCGUGCCCGAGCGGGCGCCCCGCGGGCCCGAGGGCGGCUGCGGGAAGGCGGCGCGGCCGGAGGCGGCGGCCGAGGCGGCCAAGCAGAGCUCGCUGCGCUCCAGCCCGCGGGGCAUGUUCCGUCGGCUGCAGAGCUGCUACUGCUGUGACGAGAGGACAGAGGGCGAGGAGGCGGCCGAAAAGCCCCGGCGGCACGAAUGUCACAAGGGCGAGUCCCCGCCGCAGGAGCCGGCGGGCGACACGCAGGAGCACUGGCUGCACGAGGCCUGUGCCGUAUGGACCGCUGGGGUUUUCCUGGUGGCGGGGAAGCUCUAUGGGCUGCAGGAGGCUGUCAAGGCGGCUGCCGACCUGAAGUGCUCGAGCUGCCAGCAAGCAGGAGCCACCGUGGGCUGCUGCCAGAAGGGGUGUCCCCACACCUACCACUACGCGUGUGCCAUCGACACAGGCUGCUUAUUAACUGAGGAGAGCUUCUCUCUGAGAUGUCCCAAACAUAAGAGGCAGCCGGUGUAGCGCCCGCGGGCAGCCGCCCCGCCGCCAGCGAGGGACCGCAGAG